GACAUCCGAAGGGAACUUGCCACAGUCCUUUAAGCCACCCUCUGCACGACCAAUCAUGCAUCUCCCGGUGGUUCUCGCUCUGCUGGCCGGUUCGGUGUCGUCGGUUGUCGCUGCACCUGCUGCUGAGUCGCAAGGGGCGGAUACUGGCCUGCGUCUCAUCAAGACCUCUCCUGAAGAUCCCGGGAAAUGGGUCACAGAAGAGCAAAAGAUCAGAGACUACAAGUCCAACGGCAUUGGCUUUGUUGAUAUUACCGACAUUACCGACGACGAUGUACUUGCGGCACUGUCCGCCCCUGACACUCAACAGGAGAAGGCACUCUCAGCGCAGGCUGUCGAUUAUCCCUCCAGCGUCGGGCAUGAGGGCGAGGCCAACCCCCUUCUAGCACAGGUGUCGGUUACUAGUCCGAAGGACUGGCUAAAGACCUUGACUGAGUUCUACAACCGCUAUUACCAAAGCUCAUACGGCACCGAGGCAGCGACGUGGCUCUUUGACACGGUCAAGAGCGUUGCCGCAGAGAACUCAGCCAUCUCUGUCACGCAGUUCGCCCAUUCCUUCAAGCAGCCGUCCGUCAUUGCGAAGGUUCCCGGUACCACGGAAGACUUAGUCAUUGUCUCGGCCCAUUACGACUCAACCGGUGGUUCCUCCAGCGCGCGGGGGCCCGGAGCCGAUGAUAACGGCUCCGGCGUCGUGGUCCUUCUCGAAGCCCUGCGCGUCUUGGCCAGCGCCGGAUUCAAACCGAAGAACACGCUCGAGUUCCAUUUCUACGGCGGGGAGGAAGGUGGUCUGCUCGGCUCCCAGGACGUCUUUUCCGAUUACAAGUCGUCCGGAAAGACGGUGCUCGCCGUCCUCAACCAGGAUAUGACAGGCUACUCGCCUAGCGGGAAGAUGUCCAUCUUCACCGACUACGUCGACUCGGCUCUGACGGCCUAUGCCCGGGUCGUGGCCACCGCUUACAUUGGCGCGACCACUAGUGAUGCCUGUGGAUAUGGAUGUUCGGACCAUGCAUCGGCUAGGUCCAACGGAUUCCCGGCGGCUUAUGUUUGCGAGGACAAGAUGGAUGCUUCCUCGCCGUACAUCCAUACUUCCAGAGAUGCUUACUCGACCAUUAUGUGGGAUGCCGUGCUCCGACACACCAAAUUCACCGUCGCCUUCCUGGUUGAGGCAUCGUUCCUCUGAGGGAUAAACGAUAUCUUUGGAACAGGGGAGCUGGCUUGGGUCCUCGGCCGGUCAAUACUCAAGUGGAUGGAACGAGCGGGAAGAUAUCACGGGUUUGGGUAGGGCGGAGAUCACAUGCAGAG
This is a messenger RNA of Chaetomium fimeti, 1299 nucleotides long. RefSeq lists its product as uncharacterized. The record is from RefSeq and is a predicted model, not a curated record. Bases 56 to 1177 code for a protein of 373 amino acids. Gene Ontology annotation, molecular function: metalloexopeptidase activity. The transcript has 5 exons. Gene Ontology annotation, biological process: proteolysis. NCBI's taxonomy places the organism in Eukaryota, Fungi, Ascomycota, Sordariomycetes, Sordariales, Chaetomiaceae.